GCAGCUCUGGUUCUGUAGCUUUGCCUGGUUUUUAGAACACAAGGAAAAGCUAUGAAAGGUCUGUAAUUUCUCUUUUCUCUUUCCAGCUACCCUUACCUACGACACCCUCAGGUUUGAGUAUGAAGACUUCCCUGAGACCAAAGAACCCGUCUGGAUCCUCGGCCGGAAAUACAGUGUUUUUACAGAGAAGGAAGAGAUCCUGUUGGAUGUGACCUCUCGCCUUUGGUUCACCUACAGAAAGAACUUCCCUGCUAUUGGAGGCACCGGUCCCACGUCGGACACCGGCUGGGGCUGUAUGCUGCGCUGUGGCCAGAUGAUCUUUGCUCAGGCCUUGGUCUGCAGGCAUCUGGGAAGAGACUGGAGGUGGAUAAAAGGGAAGAGGCAGAUGGAUAAUUACUUCAACGUUCUUAAUGCCUUCAUUGACAAAAAAGACAGCUACUACUCCAUUCACCAGAUAGCCCAGAUGGGAGUUGGAGAGGGAAAAUCCAUAGGCCAGUGGUACGGACCAAACACAGUCGCGCAGGUGCUCAAAAAACUCGCAACUUUUGAUACGUGGAGCUCCCUGGCAGUACAUAUAGCCAUGGACAACACAGUAGUGAUGGAAGAAAUCCGGCGGCUGUGCCAGUCCAACUUGCCGUGUGCUGGAGCUGCAGCAUGUCCUGCCCUGGAGUCAGACGUGCUCUAUAACGGGUACCCAGAGGAACCAGGGGUUAGAGACAGGCUUGUGCUGUGGAAACCACUGGUGCUGCUGAUACCUCUCCGCCUCGGGCUCACAGAGAUCAAUGAAGCCUAUAUUGAAACACUAAAGCACUGCUUCAUGAUGCCCCAGUCCCUGGGAGUGAUCGGAGGGAAGCCAAACAGUGCUCACUACUUCAUUGGCUAUGUAGGCGAGGAGCUCAUUUACCUGGAUCCCCACACCACGCAGCCGGCGGUGGAGCCCGGUGACAGCGGCUGCCUCCCCGACGAGAGCUUCCACUGCCAGCACCCUCCGUGCAGGAUGAGCAUCGCCGAGCUCGACCCCUCCAUCGCCGUGGGCUUUUUCUGCAACACAGAGGCAGACUUUAAUGACUGGUGCCAGCAAAUCAAAAAGCUGGCCCUGGUCAGGGGAGCGCUGCCCAUGUUCGAGCUGGUGGAACGCCAGCCCUCGCACUUCUCCAACCCCGACGUCCUGAAUCUCACACCAGACUCCUCCGAUGCCGACAGAUUGGAAAGGUUCUUUGACUCAGAAGAUGAAGACUUUGAAAUCCUGUCCCUUUGAAAACAAAUAGGAAACUGACUCUGCAAAUUUGUGUAUGUGUGGGGAGAAGGGGGGAGGGAAGCUCCUUGGAGAGCCUGGGGCUACCGGUUUUCAAUAGGCGCUUGCUGCCAUCCCCGCCUCUUGUCCAUCCCGGCAUUCCGUGCAGCCUCGGAGCAGAGCGCGCAGUGUCUGCGGUGGGAUGAAGAACCAAGUGGGUGUUACAGCCUUACUGGCUGCAGUCAGAAUUUCUCAGCAGCAAACAGUUGCUGGAAGUGGAUGCAGUGGUGCUUAGGAGUUCAAAGCCUAUCUGUUACAUCAGCAGGUCAGCUGGGCCUUCCGGGGGAGGCACGGGAAUCAGCAGAGUGCUGGAUCCUUCCGUGGGGACUCCCCGCUGAAGCUUAAGUAGAGCCCACCCAUCAUUUUGCAGGAGAAAUGUCCAGUUAAUGCCUUUAGCAGCUUCUCUUCUCACUGGCCAACCUGGACUGCAGCUCACAAUGCCAAGGAACAGCAGCCACGUCCCACAGACAGCUGUGAAGCCUCUGGAGUGCAGAUCCCUACGGUACAACUCCUGUUCAUGCUCUGCAGGACACAGCGCUUCCUCUCCUGCUCACCCCCUAUGGAAAGGGCACUGAGGGAACUUCCAAGUCACUGGGAAUUCAACAAGUGAAUGGCUGCCUGGGGAAGUGUGGAACAGAGCUGUGCUGCUGAGAAGGAGCAUCUCAAUCCCAGUUUAAAUAACAGCAGAGAGAAUGGAAGAAUAGAAAAUGUGUGUGUUGCUCAGUGAGUCAAUCCAUGUGCUUCUACAAUGUAAUCUCUACAGCGAGUACCUUCAGGAAAGCUGCUUUGAGCAGAGAACUGGAUUCCAUAGGCCUGGAAAGAGACCCAGCUGGGAGAGGUGAAACAGGACAGCGGAGAUCUGCCGGGCUCCUGCCUGUGCCCUCGUGCGCUGGCACAGCGUCUGGGGAGUUAAUCCUGUCGUACCAAAAACGUGAGCUGUGAAACUCCUCAAGGUGCCCUCGGUGCACUGAUCAGCAGUUCCUCCAGCUACUCCUGUCAGACAUUCCAUUUCCAAAGCAGAAGAGGCACCUGAAGGUCGGUAGGAUUCCAAGCUGUUGGUACCUUGACUCUGCCUGCCCCCCUCCCUGCAGAGUGUGCACAGAGGUACUGUAGGAGCCAGCCUGGAGAAACCCCUGUCAGGUAAUCAUCCCAAACGGGCAGAAUGCCUUGAGAAGGUCCAAUUAUACUGGCAAUUUUAGCUGCUUUAAGGUGGUAGCUCUGCCUGGGGCUCUUCUCCACACAGAGAAGGGUGGAGCAGAGCUGUCUCUUUGCAAACUGCAAGGGAAGUUGCUGCCGUAGUUCCUUGGUGCAUGCUGCACACUGCAACCCCGUUCACAAGGCUCUGGUUUGUGCAUUCGGGUUUGGAACCUGUCAGAUGAUGGUGUUGUGACCAAGGGUGGUGCCACCUGGGUAGACAUGACCCGUUUCCCCUGUGACUGACCUACUGAUGCUCUGUCCCUGUGCUAUCCGAAAGCAGAGGUUUGAACUGGGAACCACAAUGCUUCUGUCACUAAAUUAUUAUUUGCUGCUUUCUGCCUGCUUCUCCUCUUCUCUCAUGUAGUCAGGGGAAGAGGCAGCAGAGGAAGUGGGGCUGUGCUCCAUUCAUCUGCUUUCAAUUUCUAUCUGAAUAAACAGAUCUAAAAUCUUU
This is a messenger RNA of Manacus vitellinus (golden-collared manakin), 2942 nucleotides long. RefSeq names its product autophagy related 4B cysteine peptidase (gene ATG4B). Lineage: Eukaryota; Metazoa; Chordata; Aves; Passeriformes; Pipridae. The coding region runs from base 296 to 1258 and encodes 320 amino acids. The record is from RefSeq and is a predicted model, not a curated record. The transcript is spliced from 12 exons. Gene Ontology annotation, molecular function: protein-phosphatidylethanolamide deconjugating activity.